Messenger RNA from Clonostachys solani, 774 nucleotides. The record is from the annotation of a GenBank genome assembly. NCBI's taxonomy places the organism in Eukaryota, Fungi, Ascomycota, Sordariomycetes, Hypocreales, Bionectriaceae.
AUGGUCAGUGGCAGAGACUUCCGCCCUGAUUCGGAUAUCAGCUCCAAGCUGAUCCAAUGUGCGGAUUUGCAUACGGAUCCUUUCACGGGCUUCACUUUGCUGUUCCCGUUGAAAAGCCACGGCGAGGAAGGGAUCGGCGGCAAGAUCCAUCGACCCAGCUCAAGCAUCAUUAUUGAGCUCAAGAUCAAGCCCCUGCGCGGUCGCUUUACCUUCACCGUGCAAGAUGUCGAUGCUGUCCCCGGUCUUCGCCAGCGCAUGUCCGAUUCCAAGGCCAAGUCCAGCGCCAUUCACAUCUUGAAGCUGACCGCAACGUCACUGUUGAAGGAUUCAGCAAAGAGUUCAAUCAGCCACCCUGGCCACCCUUGUGACGGCUGGUUGAAUCAUGGCCAACCCAUGGCCGACGGCAAGACUCUGCUGGAAGUUUUAGACGAGCGAGAGUUCUUCAUUGUCGCAUCAUUCCCAGAGAGGGAGGUCAGCAAGUACUGGGGUGAAGGUCCUCUGCCGCCAUCGUUCAGGUACGAUCAAGUCUACGGCAGCGCUCACGAUUGGGAGAUCAAUGGCGCACGACAGAAUUCAGGAGAACCAUUACCUUCACCGACAUCAACGCGCCUAUACCGAGCGAACAGGGACGAACUUGAGCGCCUGCGGAGGAAGGAUGCCGAGCUUGUCCAUAUCGCCGGCAUGGAACCUGUGGCCACUGUCAACUCCUUCCGGGGCCUUGAAGGCGAUAUUAUCUUUGUCGUGAGGGGUUGUCAAACGACACUUUCGCACUAG